Molecule: messenger RNA, 2606 nt
Organism: Xenopus laevis (African clawed frog)
Lineage: Eukaryota; Metazoa; Chordata; Amphibia; Anura; Pipidae
Gene: tmem9b.S
Product: TMEM9 domain family member B S homeolog
Exons: 5
Coding region: 123-740 (205 amino acids)
Biological process (GO): positive regulation of canonical NF-kappaB signal transduction
Cellular component (GO): lysosomal membrane; membrane
Source: RefSeq, a predicted model, not a curated record
AACUAUGUUUCCGUGUGCCCAGGCUCCGCACGGAAAGCUGCUGGCUGUGCACUCACAGACCCGGAAGUCGGGCGGAAGUGGGGAAUCGCCAGUGUUUUGUAGUGGCAGUCAGCUGAUUUCCUAUGCGAGCUGUCGGUCCGGUUGUGAUGAUGACUCGGUAUUGGGCGUUCAAGGGGAUCGUUUGGGUUGUGUUCGUGCUGCUGCUGGUGGCGGCUGCGGAAGGCGGCUCUGGGGAUAAGGACAGCGGAAGCUCAGUGGACGCACGUUGCAAAUGUAUUUGUCCCCCCUACAAGGAUAAGAAGGGAAACAUAUUCAACAAGAAUGUGACACAGAAAGACUGUGACUGUCUCCAUGUGGUGGACCCUAUGCCGGUUCCGGGGGCUGAUGUCGAGGCUUACUGCCUGCGCUGUGAGUGCAAAUAUGAAGAGAGAAGCUCUUCCACCAUCAAGGUGACCAUUAUAAUCUACCUGUCUGUGCUGGGGAUGCUUCUGCUCUACAUGUUCUACCUGACCAUAGUGGAACCCAUAUUAAAGAGGAAACUUUUUGGUCAUUCUCAGCUCAUACAGAGUGAACAUGAUGUGGGGGAUCACCAGCCCUUUGCCAAUGCCCACGACGUGCUGGCGCGAUCAAGGAGUCGGGCCAAUGUGCUGAACAAGGUGGAGUAUGCCCAGCAUCGCUGGAAGCUGCAGGUGCAGGAGCAGCGCAAGUCCGUUUUCGACCGCCACGUUGUGCUGAGUUAAUUGGGUGGGCCGAGAAGAACCGGAUUAGGAGAUCCUGGCACCGUCCGUCCUUCCUUCCUCCCAUUCCUUCUGAUCCAAUAAAAAGGCUGGUUUUCUGUACAGAGCCAGACUUCGCUCCCUCCCGGUGACUGAAGAGUCUGUAUAUAUGUGUUAAUGUAAUUGAUGAUGAAGCUCCUCCCCCAACCGAUCAGCUCACAUUCGGAGGCUCCAUUUAAUGAUUCCUUAUCUCUAUAAUAAAUGCCACAUGCUGGUUCUGCUGCUAAUUAGCGCUGCUGCUCGUUUGCCUUCGUGCAUGGGGGGGGGGGUGUGGACACUCUUUGAUGUUGCUAACUGCCGCCCGCUGAUAUCUCCAUGUAAAUGACACAGUAUUGAUGGCAGGGCGGCAGUGGGCAUUCAGUGUUACUAACAAGCUGCAUGGCUGCGUUUCACAUGGGAGCAGAGAGAAACUAAUGGAGGUCAUUCCCUACUUUUAAACUCAGUUUAGCAAUUUUGGGGUUAACACUUAUGAGCCUUGCACCAAACUAAGUAGAUACCCCAAACAGCAUUUUUUUUAAAGGGUAAGUUACUUGUCAUUUAUCCCCCAGUACUGUGAGACCUGGGCUGCUGUCUUUCCAUGGUCAGGAGAAUGGUGGGGAUUGUUCUUAAUUCCUUUUGCUAGGCUGUUCUCUUUCCCACGUGGGGGUGGAACAUGGUCUUUCUUACUAUCCCCAGGCUGCUUUCUUUCCUCUAGUCAAGUAGGGGUUGGGGCUUGGUUUCCAGAAGUCCAUUAACCGGACGGAAGUCUGCAAUUACCUAGCCAGACGGCAGUUGCUCCUUAGGGUUGAUGCAAAUGGAAACAACCUCUUUGGACAUAGGACUAGUGCAUUCCUUUGCAUAUGGGUCAUCUAUGUUUUGGCUCCAGCACCACGGGGGUUAAUGUGGUGGGUGUCCCUGUUCCAUCUCUUUGCUCCCCAGGGGUGUUGGGUUAUUUGAUCACCUGAUCAGUUUUAUGAUUGAUUUGUGUCUCUGCAGUUGGUUUUGAUCUGUAUAUCCUGAUGGGCUGUUUUCCUCCCUAUGGUCUUGUCACUCACCCCCACUCUCAUCUUUAUGCUCAGACAGGAUUACACCCUCUUGGCUUCUGUCCCCUUAGCAUGUUUCUUAGAAUUAAUUAUUCUGCCUUGUCCACCUCAUCUUCCUCACACUGUAUUCCUUAAAGGAGAAUUCAACCUGUAAUAAAAAAAAAAAACCUCCCCCUACCCUAGGUAGACCUCCUCCCACUCAGCCUACCUUCCCCCCCUGGGCAAAUGCCACUGAUUUUUUUUACUCACCCCUCUGUGCAGAUUCUGGCCUCUGAGUUCACGGCAGCCAUCUUCUUUCUUCAGUCCUUUCAGGAAGUUUCGGCACAUGUGCAGUUGGAGUAAAUUUCCGGUCCCGAACCACUGCGAAUGUGCCGAAAGUCACGAAAAUUCGGGAAAUUUACUCCAACUGCGCAUGUGUUGAAAAUGCCGUCAAGACAUGAAGAUUACCAGAGAAGAAGAAGAUGGCUGCUGUGAACUCCAAGGCCAGAAUCUGCACGGAGGGAUGAGUAAACAAUUAGGGGCAUUUACCCGGGGGGGGGAGGUUUUUUUUUAUUACAGGUUGAAUUCAACUUUAAUCCCGCCCCUUUCCUAAGAAUUUAUUCCUUUACACUGGAUCCUAACCCCACCCCUUCCUUCAAAUGUUAUUUUUCCCCCCUCUUAUCCUCUCCCUUGGCCCCUAACCCCGCCUAUUCCCUCACCCUGCUCGCACUCCACUCAUUUGAAUGGAAAUAUCAAUUUCAGAAGUUGCUGUCUUGAUUAUUUUAUUAUUUUAUUGUUAAAGACUGAAUAAUAAACUUGUACAGUUACA